CACACACACAUUCCCUGUGGAACAGAUAAAGAAGACCUAGGAAGCUGAAAAUGACUGCAGGGCUCGGUGACACAAGCUAAAAGGCCAUGCAGUCCUUCCGAGAUCCUGGGGGUUUCCAAGGUAACCAGCAAAACUUCCAGCAGGUCAGAGCUGACUCGUCACGUUUGGAAACCUACAGGCAGCAGAACCCGGUCGCCCAAAGCUACGAGGCCCAUGGGAUCGCCUCAAAGGAAUAUUACAAUCAGCAGCCUUACCAGGGCUACGGGAACAACACCGCUGGAACUUAUUACAGCGGCGUUAAACAGCUUUCUGCCCAGCAAGCACAGGGCAGACCUCUGAGUGCUGCGUCGACUUACCAAAGUGGUGCCUACUCAAGACAAUAUCAGAGCGAAGGUCAGGCUCCGAAAUGGGGGUCUCAAGGCUCUUCAGUGGGGGGUCUAGCCCAGUACGGACAGGACUCAUUUAAAGGCUCUGUUCCUUCCACUGCCAGUGUUCCUGCUUACCAACAGCAGCACAUGCAAGCCAACGCAACCAGGAAUCCCUCUGCCCUGUCCACUCAACAGACCCACUUCAUGCACCAGCCUCACCACAAGUCCAUGAUACAACAGGCCUCCCCCUACAUUGCCAGGUCAGCACAGUUUAACCAGACCUUCCAGUCCUCUCCCACCUCCUACCCAACCGUCCAGGAUUACAGCCACCCCUCCCGCUCGUACGAGGGCUAUGGGCAAGUGCCGGCAAGUUCUCAGUACGACAGGCAAAGCGCAGCCACUCCGGACUAUUCCACUCAAGCUGGUUAUGGGUACAAAGCAGCCAUCGCCAAGUCCGGGGGCUAUGAGCAGAACAAAGCCGCUCAAGUCAAGCAGCACAGCCUCCAGUAUCACAACCAAGCGAAGUUACACCUCCUAAAUCAGUCGCCUCAGGUGUAUUAUCAGCCCGACGCUCCGGUGAAAUCUCCUGAGCAGUUCUAUCAAACUUUCAGCCCCACUUCUAGUCACUCUCCUGUCUCCACUGUGGUCAGGUCACCAUCUUACAGCUCAACCCCAUCCCCACUGAUGGCCAACCCUGAGACUCUGCAAUUCGCCCAGCAAACGGAGGGUGACAUCAAAAGCAACGUCUCCCAUUUGAUGGCAUCGGCGGUGACUUGUACAACGCAAAGCUCCAGCAAGGCUCAGGGCGGAAGCUGCAAAGUGCCCCUCAAGGAUAAAAACGCUGAGAAAUUACUGUCCGAUGGAGCUUUUAGCAGCCUCAUAGCUCUGAGCUCUCAGGUCGAAAACAUCCCUAGAACUGUUCAGCAACUCUUGCUUUCCAACACCCUCGCUCCUCAUAGGAAAAUGGGCAAACGUCUGCCCAAAAAAUCGGAAAUUUUUAAGGGCUCUGAGGAAAAUCUGUAUUCUGAAGAAGGUCUGGGGACACCUCAGUCAGAACCUCUGGGCACACCGCAAUCAGUGCAAACCGAGCUGCAGGAAGGAGAAUAUUCCAGCAGCCCCGAAGACCAGCUGGAGAAAAUCCACUUCUUUCACGGCCAUUGCAGGAACUCUGCGAACCUGGAUGCUUUGCGGAAGAAUCUGGACACCAUCCUGUCCAGCUCGGUCGCCUCAUCCGACGACGUGGCCGCAGAGCCCAAGUCGGACCAGUCAACGCAGGGCGGGGAAAGCUACCCAACGUCCGCAGACUUUGAGAAGUUGGCCGCUGACAGACAACCCACCCCCUUUUCAAAGGAAGACAUGAAAGCCUCCAGUGUCAUCAUUCUGAAGGACUCUUCCAAGGAGAGGUUGGAGCCAGAGCUCCGGUUUAACCAUUUCGGAGGGGAGCAGGAAAGCAAAGGGGCGCAUUUCAAUGUGUACAGCGGUGAGAACUUCGUCGGUCAUUUAAUCCGCCCCAAACGGUCCGGCCAGGGACAAGCUUUUGUCUCCGAUUGCAACCAGGGGACAGCCAAGAGUGACUGCCCAAUGAUGACAAAGGGCUUUGGCGAUACCAUUUACAGCGAAUCGCAAUCUUUUCCGCAUAGAAUGAACUCCACAACCACACUCCAAACUUUGGCAGUGGAUUACAGGGAUAGCUUGAUGCCUCUUUCUAACAAUAACCACGAGUGCUAUUCCUCACAGAUUUCAGGCCCCCCACAGGACUUGGAAAAGCUUAAACUUGUGGAUCUGCCGGACAAGAAAGGGAGGGAUCCCUCUCUGGAGUGGGAGGAACUGGAGGCCAAUCUGUCGCAGUGUGAUCUUCAGAAAAAGUACCUUCAGAAACUCCAGGGCAGCUAUAAACAGGAACAAAGAGCUUUGCAGAAAGACUUGCCUCCUGUGGGGUCGGUCCAAGAAAUGGAAGAGAAGAUGGGGCAAAUGAGAGAAGCGGACGAGGAGGAAAAUGCAGAAAAUAGCGGGAACAGGAUAAACAGCAACUCCGAGUUUCGGCUUCCCGCCGUGGAACGGAAAGAGACCCCCAGGAUCAAAUUGGCGGAAGACGAAGAGCUAACCGUGGAAUCCAAGGCGAAUGCAGUCCUGCAAGAUGCUAUUGCGGCCAUCACUGAGAGGAAAUCUGUCAUCUGUGAUGUGUCGCCCACUCGACACUGUGUGAAGGAGCCGGUCCCUCCUCACCCAGAAGGGAAAUCUGGUUGUACAGAGGAGAAGCUGAACAGCACCGAGAGAGGAGAGGAUAAAGUGGCUUCCAGUGCUGCAGCCCGCCUGCUGGGACACUCCGUUAUCCAUGUGGGACCAGCAAUAGUUACAGAACCGAAGGGCGGUCAAGGAGGCCUUUCCGGAGCCGGGAUGAAGGCGGAUGGAGAAGGUGUGAAAAGCGAAGACAAUCCGAAGGAAGAGGCUCCCCUCCUCCCCGAGGCCACAGAGACUCUGAACUUGCCCACGCUUUCCUCCGACUUAAUCAGCUCGGCGCUGACCGAAAUAGAAAACGCCCCCUCGAAGAUGUCGGGGAGCAAAGGCGCGAGAGUCCGAAGGCUCUCGGCCAGAGCGGCGCAAGGAGCCGGUCUCAGGGGCAAAGAACAUUCGCCGCCCAAACCAGAGGAGAACGUCCAGCCGCUCAAGAUGGUGCCGGCCAAACUGAAAUGUUUGGGGUCACAGAGAGAACGAGCUAAAAAUAAAGGCUGCCAAGAGGGGUUUGCUGCCCCGGAGUCCAUGGCAAAUUUGCCCACCAGAAUGUGCACCCGCUCUUCGAGCGCAUUACUGGACACCGAACUGAGCGUCCAGUCCCGGGGUCUCUUGAGAAAGGGAAUGGUCAGUCACCGGGAGGAUGCUCCAAAGGAAAUGAGCUGUAGCUCCAGGCACAGGUUGAAUUCAGACUCAGACAAGUGUUUAAUCCAGAGGCAUGGUCCCAACCCAAAUCUCAGAGCUCAGCUGACCAGGACCAACAGCAUACCUCACAACAGACCCACCUCCACUGUCCAUCCACAGCAACAGAUAAAGGGCCAAGACCGCUUGUCCCAGGAGUCCCAUUCAUAUAAGUCUCUUGUACUGAGAGCCAGAACCAGGGCUCAGGGAAUGAUUUUGCAAAAAGAUAUAAAACAACGCAAAGGCUGCAAUCUUGUAUCCAGCCGAUGUUUGACCACCAGAAAUAACUCUUCGGUGUCAAAAUCUCAAAGACAGCUGACAGCCAGACACGAGGCAUUGGAUUAUGUCGAAGAGGAGAUGACGGUCGAGAGAUUAAAGGCACGAAAUUCGGCAUUAAGACUAGGGGGACAGGAGGACCAAAGAUUUCCCGUAUCGCACCCUUUGAAGAGAAAAGGUUACUGUUCCCUUUCGCUGAUCCCGGCUAAACGGCAGCAUCAGAUGUUGAAGGGAAACGAUACGAGGACAGAGAAACAGAAACCACUCCCUGGUCCUUGUCCAUCAGAAAGUAACCCAACAGCCCAGUCUAUGUUGGAUGAACCCAUCCAAGGUGAGAGUUGGGAAGGAACUUCCGAACCUUGUCUCAGUAAGGAAACAUCAAACACCGACGGCAACGCCCCGUCCGCUCUCUCCGUGAAGACCACCCCGAAGACAAAAAUUCUUCCCCCUCGGAAAGGUAGGGGCCUCAAACUCGAGGCCAUUGUGCAAAAGAUCACCUCCCCAAACUCAAAAUCAUUUGCCUGUAGCAAUUAUUCAGAUAGCAACGUGACAUGUUUGACCCUGGACGAGAUACUGUCCCUGAAAGAAGAGAAACUUACUGAAAACACCGGUAAUGAGGUGCACCAGGCGAUGAUUGAACAAAACAAAGUGACGUCCAAAGAUGCUUCUUCGAAGAUUGCUCUGGUAGAGUUGAAUAAAAAAUGCCUUAUCGCAUCUAAGAGGUUCAAGGAGGAAAACGAAUCAAGAACUCCGGAAAAGAGCAGCAUUCAUGCGAAGACUGAUGUAAAUCUAACCGCGGACCCAGGGUGUAUUGAAGCGGAAGACAGGCCAAGUGUGAAUCUUUUUCCGAAGGAAAGGACCACGGAAGAAAAAGAGGGAAAAGUCAGAACUAAUACUGACGAAAUUCCUCAGCUUGCCUCCCCUUCCUCUGUUUUGUCUUCUGUUUCAGACCCGGGUCCAAAUGAGGAGUUGGAGAAUCCCCAGGAUCUCCUGGAACUGAAGAGGCAAACUCCCCCGAAAUGUUGCCUCCCCCCUCCGAAGAGGCGCAGUCACCCAAAGGGAAAUAAAAAGGCCAAACAAACCAAGAAUAAUUCUAAAGUGAAGAGGCCCAGUGGACGAGGCGGGAGAAGGAGAAGAAAGCACCUUAAAGGUAGCAAGACUACAAAAGCUGCUCACAGGCGUAAAAGCCAAUUAAAGAGGAGGAAUCUCCCUCUUGUGGAAACCAAAGAACCGGUGAUACGGUUAAAAUACGUGUCCUAUAAAAUGCCAAGAGCAGAGAACAAAGCUAAGAGCUUUUCUCCUUAUAUUCAUGUUGAGAAGAGCAAUGACAUAUCGUCCAUCUGUACAAUCAUUAACACGUUGCCAGAGGAACAGUCGAGGUUCCAAAAGAUGAAGAAAAAGUCUUCAUUCUCCCAGCCCCCUGUAUCAGUCAGCAAAACAUUACCAACAUCCUCCGCUAUGUUACCUGGGCCAGUGGUGCUAGAUUCUGCUAAGCAGGGCUACCUGCUCUGCUGCUUAUGUGGAAGACCGAAGAAUCACAAGGAGCUCGGAGACCUCUUUGGACCGUAUUAUCCAGAGGAUUAUAUACCGCCAGUAACAAAGAACCAGAAUGUCAAGGGGAAAUUGGAGAUGAAGAAUGGAAUCAAAGAGAAGCAGGAUAGGCUCUCCAUUGAAUCAAAAGUUGCCGACUCGGACAAUGAGAGCACUGUCAGUAUUCCGACAGAGGUUCCGCCCAGUCUAGAGAAGGUUCCAUUCAUUCCAGAGAAGGCAACUGAGGUAGAAGAUCAGAACCCGCUUCGGACUAGCUCAAGGGAAAAGUGCAAAAAACUGAGCUGCUACUGCUGCGAGAAAACAGCCGAAGACACUGAGCCGAAGAAGGUGAAGAAGAAGCCAGGCUUGGAAGAGGAACCGCAGCCUCCUGAACUGCCUCUAGACCCCCACGAGCACUGGUUACACGGAGCCUGUGCUGUGUGGACAAGCGGAGUGUACUUGGCUGCAGGGAAGCUGUACGGCCUACAGGAGGCUGUGGAAAUGGCCAGCGAGAUGAGGUGUUCCAUAUGUGAGCAGGCGGGUGCCACUCUGGGCUGCUACACCAAGGGGUGCAAUCAGAAUUACCAUUAUAUCUGUGCCAUUGAGUCAGGUUGCCAAUUAAGUGAGGAGAAUUUUUCAAUGAAGUGCUCAAAGCAUAAGAGCAUGUUGUCUAAAACACUAUAACAUCAGGAAAAUUCCACUGUGCCAAGUGACAUUACCACACAAGGUGUUAAAUACAGACUGCAAACCGAGAACAGUCAAUGAAUGUAUUGUGGAAUAAUGCAGUUAAAGGAAUGGAAAGAUACCAAGAUCUGAAAUACAAAGAGGACACCAACAUAUUGACUCUGUUCGUCAAUGUAUUUUCUCCCCCAUUGAAUCCUCGCUGCAUUUUUUUUCCUGGGGGCUGGGUUGGUGGGGGGCGGGUAAAUAUUAAUAGGUUCUGAGUUUUUUUGAACUGCAAGACGCCUGUGUUAACACUGAUAAUUUAAGCUCCAAACCAUCAAUUGUCUUAAUGUUGCUGUGUAGAUAAUCUUUAAAAGUGGGAUCCAGGGUGUUUUGCAAGGGAACCCAGGAGGACGGGGCAAUGAUACUAACCUGCAGUCUGCUAUUAAAUGAUAACCGAAAACUUCAUGGAUGAGGAAAAUCUAAUUUGUUAAAGUAGGUAAUGAAAUAUGUUUUGAAACAAAGACACAGCUGAUUGCCUUGCCAUGGGUUUUUUAAAAAAGUUUCAUUUUACCGGUUUUAUACAGUCGAAAAUGGGAAACUCCAGUGUCUCCAAAGUACUGCAGGAGAUUCACUGACACAGUGAGUAUUCCCUUUAUCACACUUGGCAGUGUUCUGAUUAUUUUGAGUUUGCAAAAUUAAUUUUUGUAAAUUUUUUUUAAACAAUAAACAAAGAUAGAGGCCAUCAGACAUCACCAUGGACACACUUGCCAAUAUGUCAACCCUGGAAAUGGAAGGAGUGGAGGAAUUAUUUUUCCUGCAAUUAUCCAUGUACCCAAGUGUGAUAAAGAUGAUUAUUGCAAAUUAAUGGAACCGGAGGUGUCUAGAUAGUCUGAUAUCUACUGGGAAGAGACCCACAACUUUAAGCUCCUUCUUUCAAUGUGUAAUGUAAUGUACUGUACAUGUACCUGUAAUGCAAUGCCACUUUUUAGGAAUAAAAAGCAAUCUAGCC
Molecule: messenger RNA, 6762 nt
Organism: Carcharodon carcharias (great white shark)
Lineage: Eukaryota; Metazoa; Chordata; Chondrichthyes; Lamniformes; Lamnidae
Product: retinoic acid-induced protein 1
Exons: 5
Coding region: 87-5771 (1894 amino acids)
Biological process (GO): circadian regulation of gene expression; regulation of transcription by RNA polymerase II
Cellular component (GO): nucleus
Source: RefSeq, a predicted model, not a curated record